CUUGUGAUUUCAGUUUCUGCCUCGGGAGUGUGCGGGAGAUUUAGGGAGCGUCUUCGUGCUGGUGCAUUGGAGCCGAAGAUACCUAAUCAACUCGUGGACUCAAGCUGGUCAGUUGGAGAAGGGCAACAUUUUCAGUUGGUGGUCAAGACAGAGGGGGGUAAGCCUUAGGCGCUCUGAGGAGGAAGGCAAGAUCCGAAGGAGCUGAUACGAUGGAGGGGUCCAUUGAGGAAACCGUGCCAUCGGCUCCAUUGAUACCUGGGGGAGGGGUGGCUGGGACGGCACCUCCACAACAGCAGGUCAGGGGUAGUGAACCUAUUAAAAUUGGUCAUGGCUUUGGGGACUACUUGAAAGGAGGGGGGUAUGUCAUCAAGAGGUUCCUGGGAGGGGGAGGCGGUCUGGGAACCUUCUAUGAAGCUGAGACAAGGGAAGGGAAUAGGGUGGCCGUCAAGGCCCUUUCAUUGAUGCCAGCAUGGGAAGACAUCCAGCUCUUCGAGAGAGAGGCCCAGGUGUUGAAGAACCUGAGUCCUCAUGGUAUUCCGGAGUAUGUGGACUUUUUUGAAGCCGACUCUUUCUAUCUUGUCCAGAAGUUUCCUAACGGUCAGUCGUUGGAGGAACUGGUGUUGAAGCCGGGGUUUGGGUUCUCUGAGAAGGACAUUGUGGAUAUAGCUUUGGAGGUACUUCGAGUUCUGUCAUAUAUGGAGAGUUGGCGGGUAGUUCAUGGCAGGAUCAAGCCCGCCAACAUCAUCGUUGACUCUAAGAGUGCCAAGCUGGAAGCGACUUGGGAGGGACAUGUCAAGGUGGCUGGUUUCGGGGCGGUGCAAGAUGAGUUGAUGGCGCCGAAGGUAGGAGCCAGUAGCAGUGCGGGAUUCGAGACACAUGGAUACAUGGCCCCUGAGCAGUCUCAGAACAGGAUUGUAAGUCAGUCUGACCUCUAUGCUCUGGGGGGAACCAUGCUGUAUUUGUUGUCCAGUCGACAGCCGUCCGAUUUCCUGCAGAAGCGACUCAAAAUCCACUUUCGUGACCAGGUGCAGAUGAGCGGGUAUCUGGCGGAUGUGCUGGAGAAGUUGUUGGAGCCAGCACCGGAGGAUCGAAUCCAGCGUGCACAAGAUGUGAUCUCCGCAUUGAGGAGUCCGAAACUUGUGGUAGAGGUACGCACGGGUGCAGCUGUGCGCCCAGAUGCAACUGUUGUCUUGGCCGAAGGGAGUGUUGGGGUUAGGCUCUCUCUUCAACAAAAACCGGCAUGGUCCAAGGUUUCUAUUUCUGCAACCAGUAGCGAGCUGGUCCUGGAAAUUCCACCACGUGGUUUGGUUUCAGCUGGGAUGUUUUUGGUGGCCUUUGAUGUGAUUUGGAUUGGGAUUAUCUGUGUGUUCACUGUCCUUACCCUCGUUAGCUCCUCCCCGUGGACGACCCUCUUCAGCUUGCCCUUAUGGGGUGCAGGUCUACUCCUCGCACAGUUUACCUUGAAGAUCAUCAUGGCCAGAACUCGCCUGCAGAUUGUGGCAGGGGGUGCAUUCUCCAUCUCUUGGUGUAUCAGGGGCUGCCUUGGGGGAGUUACUGCCCAUGGCCAAUCACAGGAUCUACUAGGGGCUAAAACGGUUGUGGAUAAGGGGCAUGUGACUAUGUGUCAGCUCCUUGAGGGAGUGAAGACUCAUAAUUUUGGUGGAGGUGGGCUUAGUGAGGUAGAGAGGGUAUGGAUUGUGGAAGUGAUUAAUUCUUUUCUCUUUUCAGUGCAAAACAGCCAUUUAAACCACCAGUACUUGGCCCAGCUAUCGGCCGCGGCGUUUUCCCCUUAACGCGCUGCACCUUUAGGGCUUCAGGGUACUGGACCACAAUGGCUGGAAGCGCCAGCCAAAAGAAAAUC
Messenger RNA from Chara braunii, 1861 nucleotides. NCBI's taxonomy places the organism in Eukaryota, Viridiplantae, Streptophyta, Charophyceae, Charales, Characeae. The record is from the annotation of a GenBank genome assembly.